This is a messenger RNA of Gekko japonicus, 793 nucleotides long. RefSeq names its product family with sequence similarity 227 member B (gene FAM227B). The record is from RefSeq and is a predicted model, not a curated record. The transcript has 7 exons. The annotation marks the transcript as partial. Lineage: Eukaryota; Metazoa; Chordata; Lepidosauria; Squamata; Gekkonidae.
AUGCAAGAACCUCCUCGUUCAUUUGAGGAAUUUUUACAUUCUUGCAACUUGGAUGAGUGGCCAAGAUUCCCUUACGGGCCAGAAGUGGAUGUUCGUCCUUUGAUUGCUACAUUAAGAAAUGACUAUUCCUUGGACAACAUUGCUAAGUAUCUUUAUGACAAUGUUCCUCUUUCAACUGAAAAGCUCUCCAACUUGGAGGAGAAGGUGGAGGAAUGUAAAAUUAAAGUCCAUGAACAUGCUAAAAAAAUAGUUCAUUUGGAAGGUAGCGAAGAGGGAAAAGAACAGUAUUUCCUGGAGCAAGCUGUUGAGCCUUCAGCUGCUGUUUCAAAGGACUUUUUGGUGAUGACAAAGAAGAAAAAGAAAAAUUACAAGUUCCCUGGUUUCCAGUCACAUCACCUUACAGAUCUGCCGUGUCAACUAGAAGCUGCCCAGCUUUGGGAUUCAGUUCUAAAAGUUCAAACUUUCAAACAUGGACUUAAUUUAAAAGUUCUGAAGAAAUUGUUUCUCUCAGAAGCAUCCAUUGCACUUUUACAGGAUUGCUUUUGGUGGUGGUUUCUUCAGAAGUUCAAGCCUGACCAAGGAGAACAGGAUCACCUUUUUGACAGAAUAUCAGACAGCUUUGUGGCACUUCUGUUGAGUACUCCCAAUUACAUAAAAGAUCCUUUCUUUCAGAUGUAUCCUGACUGCUUGUCACAAGCCAUCUAUCUUACUUUCUAUGAAGCUUUUCCCAAUUCUCAUUUUGGUGAUGAGUUUAAAGAUGAACUAAUGGAUUUAAUUUUCCAAUGGAUAAGAG